This is a messenger RNA of Cyanidioschyzon merolae strain 10D, 1347 nucleotides long. RefSeq names its product similar to RNA 3'->5' exonuclease. Lineage: Eukaryota; Rhodophyta; Bangiophyceae; Cyanidiales; Cyanidiaceae. The record is from RefSeq and is a predicted model, not a curated record. Gene Ontology annotation, cellular component: nucleus. Bases 1 to 1347 code for a protein of 448 amino acids. Gene Ontology annotation, molecular function: nucleic acid binding; exonuclease activity. The transcript has a single exon.
AUGACGGUGUCCAAGUCAGCAAAGAACAGCGGCAAGACGGUGUCCGAAGAGGACCUGGGGGUAAAAUGCCUCACGGGCAGUAGCCAGCAAGUGGAAGCAAGCGCAGACGACCUUGAACGACCGCAAGUAGAGAGCGGGCAGCCACGAGGUCGGCGCAAGAAGCGUCUGCCAACUGCGGACGAUAACUGGAGAGCGCUGAAGCAACAGCUGAAUACGGGACAGGCCCCACGACAACUGCAUCGGUCUUCUGCAACAAGUUCCGUCUCCAAACAAAACAGUGAUGCAAUCGGUAACUUGGGAGACUCGGGCACUAGCAACCAAUCACUUGGCGAAAGCGUGCCAGCUGCAAGUCCAGCUCAGGUCAAGCCAUCGCCUGAACGCCACCGCUCUUCUGACCGAGUAGCGACAAGCGUUCGCACGGAUGGAACGAAACAACCAAACGACACGGAGGGUUCCUCUUUGGAAAACGUCCGAGCAGAGCUGCACGCUCCAGAAAAGGAGCCUUUGCGAAAAGCCGGACCUCUUGGACUCUAUCCACAGGAGCGAGCAGCACCUUUGGGCUCGAUUAUCGCUCUUGACGGUGAGUUUGUGGGCAUAGGCCCAGGCGGGUCCACGGAUGCACUUGCCCGCAUAUCCGUCGUUGACUACGAUGAGGCCGUGCUCUAUGAUCGCUUUGUGCAGGUGGAUACCCGAGUGGUUGACUUUCGUACUCCCUACAGUGGGAUCCAGCCUCAUCAUUUGCAAGAUCCGAGCUGCGUCCCGUUUGCGGAGGCACAACGCGCAGUAGCCUCGUUAAUGAAAGGUCGGAUCAUUGUGGGUCACGAGCUUCGCAAGGAUCUCACGGUUCUGCAACUGAGUCAUCCUCGUCGACACAUUCGGGACACUGCCCAUUAUCUGCGGUUACGGAGGCUGCUGCCCAUGCGGACCUUUCGAACGCCGUCCCUUCGAACGCUCGCUGCAGAACUCCUGGAUCAGGUAAUUCAGAAGGGGACCGCCCACGGGCCGGGUCACGAUUCCGUAGAGGAUGCAACCACCGCGUUGCGAAUCUACAAGCUGAUGGCGGACAUCUGGGAACGCGAUUUAGUCAAGAUGGAGAAACAACAGCAGCAACGCGCUGCAGCCAGGUCGACAAAGAAACAGAAGCGACGCGCUGCCCGGCUGCGAUCGGCUGAGAAAGCCGAACGACAAGCGAAGUCGUCUAAAGGAAGCAACCCAGACACGGAACAGCGAUUGAGGAGUAGCGGUUCGCCGAGUAGCGAGUCUCCGAAAGAGAAGCAGCUACUCGAGAAUGCAGAUGACUCAACGGGGACGCGUAGCGUGCCGGCAUUCGUAGAUGUUGCAAGUUGA